Messenger RNA from Schizosaccharomyces osmophilus, 198 nucleotides. RefSeq lists its product as uncharacterized. Lineage: Eukaryota; Fungi; Ascomycota; Schizosaccharomycetes; Schizosaccharomycetales; Schizosaccharomycetaceae. The transcript has 3 exons. Bases 1 to 198 code for a protein of 65 amino acids. The record is from RefSeq and is a predicted model, not a curated record.
AUGUUAACAGUUGCUGGCAAUGCACGAGAAAAAAAAGCAAACAUACAAAACAGCCGUCCUCCAAUGUCGGAUGAAUACUGGAAAUUGGCAAAAGUGAAUGUCAUGGUGCGAUCCUCUUUCGACUAUUAUUUCCAGAUGACUGUAACUUAUUACCUUACAAAACGACAAAGUCAAUAUGAGAAAGCCAUGUCACAUUGA